Messenger RNA from Stylophora pistillata, 2030 nucleotides. RefSeq lists its product as uncharacterized. The record is from RefSeq and is a predicted model, not a curated record. Lineage: Eukaryota; Metazoa; Cnidaria; Anthozoa; Scleractinia; Pocilloporidae.
UACUUUCUACGCUAAAAUUUGUCGGUACCACACUCGUAUUGAAGCAUUCAUGCAGGAGAGAUUUUCUUGGCAAGAAUCCGGAAAUAUUCAUUAACGUAGGAAAAACAGAUAUUUAAUAUCGUUUGAAGAUCUGACAUUGUCAUCAUCGCGAGCUGACACAAGUGCCCUGGGCUGGCUCAGAAUGCUACAUAAAUUAACAGCAGUUAUACCAGCAGUCCACAUCGCAGAAGAAAACCCUGAACUGCGCUCGAACUUCGACCGCAUAAUCUUCACAAUCCUACCAACCGAGCCAGUUGUGAACGCCUGCUGUCUUAUAACUGCACCGUAUGGCACUGUGGCGAGCUAGUGUCGCUUUAUCUUUCGUAUUGUUGUUGUUAUUCCUCAUUCCAUCCGUGGAAUCGAGGAGAAGACGACCAAAAGGAAGAAAAGACGAUCACAAGCAAGCUACUCUUCAGGAGCUUUGCCGUAAGUCGGGGCAGAACUCAAGAAAGAACAUUUUGGAACUCCAAGCAUUUGUCGACCUCAGCAAGGCUUUCGCAUGUUUGAAGGUAGAAACAUGUUCAAGAAUUCCAGUUUGUUUCGUCGAGGAUACGCCCGACCUCAGACAAGAAAAUCUGAACGACUGUACAGUUUGGAGCCUACUCUUGUUAGGGCUGCAGACCAAUCGACGAAUUGAGCCUGUGAUGGAAAGCCGUGCGAAUCGUCGUAACAAUGCGCAUGUCAAGCCUCGCACGGACUACACCUGGGACGAGGCCGUUAGCAGCCUUUGCCAUGGCGCCAAUGUAUAUCGUUUCAUACCCGGGGAAACUGUCGAGGAGGGAGGAAGUAGCAGAAAUGAAACCAACAAAAAUUCAUCUUCCACUGACACUGGAACGUUGAAACCCAAAACAUCCCACAGAAAUACAACCCUUCCAAGGAGAAGUCGCACUCGAAGGAGAAGGCAAGGUGGUGCAUUGCUAAGCUCCGUUCUCAGGAGGCAAAUGAAGAAGGUGAAAAGACAGAAUGCCAACAGCAAUUCAUCCUGUGGCAUUCUUGAUGGUUGUACUCGCAUUUGUGUUGGCCAGAACGAGAAAUUCACCCAUGUGUCCGACUGCACACAGUUUAAGAUCCAAUGCACGUCUAAAAAGUUCUUCAGAUCUCGUUCAAGAACGGGGAGGGGAAAGGAUAAGAGGAAAAACUCACGGAGAAAUAAUUGAAAGAAAGUGACCCGGAAUGCAAAACAGGACAUAACUGGUUAAUGAGAAAAGACUAAUAGGGGAUAUGCGAUUUCAUUUUUCUUUCUAAAAUUCUCUUCUCAGAAUUUUAAUUUGCACGUCCACAGGCGUCCUGUAGAGAUUAUUGAAAGUUUGGUAAGAAUUUUCGUUAAAAUACAUUAAUUGUCAUAGGCUUGCCAUAUAAUGGUCUGUAAUACUUGACAUAACAGAGCCACAUUACCAGUGCUUUCCUUGUAAGACAAGCUCUUACAGGGCUAAACAAUUAAAUUAAACUCUCGGAUACUUGGAAAUGUUGAGCGGAAAGCACGGCCACAACAAUAACGACUCUAAAGACAUAAUCAAUGGUGUUGUUGACAUAAUAACAUAGAAGCAAAACUUAAUCGCAGUUUCUUCAUUGUUUGAGAAUGGCAGAUUGUAUCUAUCUCCAUUUCUCAAUAUUCUUCAAUCUGAAGCGAUGAGAAGCUUUUGAGAAACAUUGGAAAGGCGGAUAAAUUACGUCAUUGUGUACAAGUGGUUGUCCGGCCAAAACUGAUUUCCUUAUACCACACUUUUAAUUUAGCAAUCGCAUUUUAAGACAAUGUUCUGCGCUUUUGCUUGCCUAGAUAAAUCUUGUUUUAGUGAUGAUUAGUAUAGGUAGAGCAAUGCAUGUUUGCAAUGCGGAUAAACUUUCCCACGCUGGAGUGACGCCUUGCAAAUUUUAUUGGUUUCUUGUAAAUGAUUCUUUGAGUCAAAGCCUGUAAAUAGAAUACGGAGUUUGCUAGCCAAAAUUGAAUUAGUUCUUAAAGAGCAAAUAAAAGGUUAAAAAGUUUUAUCAAA